UAGAAAUUUUUUAUUCAAAGGUACAUCUAACCAAGUUAUCAGUUAUCAUAAAAUGUCUUCUUAUUCAACUGUUAAAGCUGCCAACUGGAGAUACGUGGAAUUAGGCCGUGUUGUCUUGGUUAACAACAAGGACUUAGCCACCAUUGUUGAAAUCAUCGACCAAAGAAGAGUUUUGGUUGAUGGACCAAACUUCCAAAGACAAGCCAUCUCUUUGGGAAGAGUUGUCUUGACCCCACUCAUUUUGUCUAACUUGCCAAGAGGUGCCAGAUCUGGUACUGUUGCUAAGAAGUGGGCCUCUGCUGACAUUGAGUCUAAGUGGGCUGCUUCCUCAUGGGCCAAGAAGUUGGCUGCUAAGCAAAAGAGAGCUGGAUUAUCUGACUUUGAAAGAUUCCAAGUGUUGGUGUUGAAGAAGCAAAACAGAUUUGCCGUUAAGAAAGCUGUUGCUAAAGCCUAAAUAUUGAAAGAAAAGAUUUCCGAAAGAUAACUUCUAAUAAACUGUAUUUCUAGUUUUGAGACAUCAUGAUUAGGGCUUUUUUUUUCUUAAUGUUUACGUUCAAAUAAUUAUGUACAAAAAAAUCACCACCUUCAAUAGAUAAAAUAAUAUCAUCGUAUCAAACUGUUUUAGAAAACUAUUUCAGAUUCAACUAUGUACAAAAUCUAUGGUUUUAUUUAUUUACCUUUUAGCCUGCAAACUCUUUUGGUAUUCAGCCACCAAUUCUCUUUGCAACUGUGGAGGACAUUCAGAGUAUUUGAGAAAUUCCAAUGAAAAUUCACCUUUACCUUGAGUAGAAGCUCUUAAAGAGGUGGAAAAUCCAAACAUUGAGUUUAAUGAACACUCGGCAGUAACGGUGAACUCUUCUUGGUUAUUAACGGUUUCCAAAAUUAAUCCUCCUAAUUUGUUAACCAAUCCCACCACACUUCCUUGGUAUUCAUUGGGUGCAUUUACCUCCACCGUCAUAAUGGGUUCCAAAAUGACUGGCUGGGCGUUCAAAAACGCUUGCUUAAAAGCUCCUUGAGUGGCGGUUCUGAAAGAAAACUCAGAAGAAUCAACCAUAUGUGAUUGACCAUCAUUAAGGUGCAUGUGGACUCCCAACACCUUAUGGCCAAUCAAUGGACCUUUGUCCAAAGAGUCGUCAAACCCUUUCUGACAACCAAACAAGAACUUUUCGGGAAUCUUACCUCCCACAAUCAGUUCAGAGAACUUGUUUUCUCCCACCAAAGGCUUCAAUUCUCCAAUAACUCUACCAUAUUGACCAGCACCUCCACUCUGUUUCUUGUGGGUAUAGUCAAAAGUGGUUGGAGCAGUAAUGGCUUCACGAUACGCCACUUGCGGUUUACCAGUAAUACACUCGACCCCGUAUUCACGUUUCAUUCUUUCCACGUAGAUUUCCAAGUGUAAUUCUCCCAUACCUGAAAUGAUGGUUUGCUUGGACUCAGCAUCAAAUCUCACUCUGAAAGUUGGAUCUUCCUUUUGGAAUCUAUUGAUGGCUCUGGAAAAACUUCCAUUAUCCUUGGACUUUGGGUGAAUCGAUAAUGAAAUGACGGCAUCUGGGACGAACAUGGAGCUCAUGGCGAUUUUCUGCUCGGAAUUAGCUCCCACAAAAGUAUCACCAGAAGCACAGUCUAUACCGAAAGUAGCACAAAUCUCACCGGCUCCAACCUCUUCAACAUCCUCCAUAUCAUUUGAAUGCAUUCUGGCUAACCGAGAAACCUUGAGUUUCUUUCCGGACUUGAGGUGAUUAAUGUAAGCACCCUUCUUCAACUUACCUUGGUAAACUCUGAUGUACGUUAAUUGACCAAAUCUACCUUCCUCCAAUUUGAAGGCCAAUCCAACAAAUGGUUCACUGCUUGAAGGUACCAAGUUAACAGGUUUUUCUUCGGCCGUGGUGACAUCUAAACCUCUGUUCAAAAUUUCAUUUGGUUGAGGUAAGUAAUCGACAACCGCAUCUAAGACAGGUUGGACACCUUUAUUGGCUAAGGCUGAACCCAUCAACACAGGGGUGAAUUUUCUGCCGAUGGUGGCUCUUCUAAUAGCACUCUUAAUCUGCUCAACAGUUGGCUCUUCACCUUCCAAGUAAAUGUCAGCCAUUUCAUCGUCUACAUCAGCCAAAGUUUCAAUCAAUAAAGCUCUCUUUUCUUCCACCAA
Messenger RNA from Yamadazyma tenuis ATCC 10573, 2146 nucleotides. NCBI's taxonomy places the organism in Eukaryota, Fungi, Ascomycota, Pichiomycetes, Serinales, Debaryomycetaceae. The record is from RefSeq and is a predicted model, not a curated record.